CUUAAGUGCUCACUCUCUCCCUCCCUCUCUCUUUCUCUCUCUCUCUCUCCUCUUCCCAGGUGUGAAGCUAAGAGGAACAGCUCGGCAGUCCAGAGAGGCGCUGUGUACUCAGGACAGUGAGGGUGUGAGAGUCAGCCCAGGCCAGGACCAGAGACCGGCUGUGGAAGGCCUAACCAGCCCCAUCCCCCCCAUGCAGUUCCCUGCCUUCCAGUGGACCAGACAUUCAGCCACCCCUGGCUCUAGGGAACAGGACAUGGGCUCCCUGCGCGUCACCAAGCGCCACAGGAAACUACUGAAAACCAGCCCUGUGGUCUCUAACAACUCACACAUCUCCUCUUCGUCCUCCUCGGGUUCCCCGGACUCUCCUGAGGAGAGCUGGCAGUGGCACAGACUGUCCCACAUCCAGGAAGCUCGGCGGAGGCUGAUGAAGGAGGUCUGUGCCAAGUACAAGAGCAGCAUCUCCAGGACCAUCACACCUCAUCACGUGUCCCGGAUCUAUGUGGAGGACAAGUACAAGCUGUUGUACUGUGAGGUGCCCAAGGCGGGCUGCUCCAACUGGAAGAGGAUCCUCAUGGUGCUAUCUGGCCUGGCGUCGUCCACCCACGAGAUCAAACACGACGCUGUCCACUACGGCAACCACCUCAAGAGGCUGGACAGCUUCGACCGCCAGGGCAUCACGCAGCGCCUGGAGACUUACACCAAAGUCCUGUUUGUCCGCGAACCCCUGGAGAGGCUGGUGUCUGCCUUCAGGGACAAGUUUGAGAACCCCAACACCUACUAUCAUCCUGUAUUCGGGAAGCCCAUCAUCUCCAAGUACAGGGUGAACGCCUCCAAGGUGGCCCUCAGGACAGGCAGCGGAGUGACCUUCCAGGAGUUCAUGCAGUAUCUGUUGGAUGUGCACAGGCCUGUGGGCAUGGACAUUCACUGGGAGCCUACCAGCCAGCUCUGCAGCCCCUGUCUGCUGGACUACAACUUCAUCGGCAAGUUUGAGACCAUGGAGGAGGAGGCUAAUUUCUUACUACGUAGAACUGGUGCCCCGCAUAACCUCACCUUCCCCAGUUUUAAAGACAGGAACCCCAAGGCUGAGAGGACUUCAACUCAUUUAACCCAUCGCUACUUUGCACAGCUCAGCACUUCAGAGAGACAGAGAGCUUAUGACUUUUAUUACAUGGACUACCUGAUGUUUAACUACUCCAAACCUUUUAAAGAUUUGUAUUGAUUGACUCUCUGAUCUCUGUUUGAGUCCUCAAAUCUCCCCUGGCUUUAAGUGGAGGAGCGCACCAUUUACAAGUAUUACUAGAAGAUCAUCACAUGAAAACAAUGUCUCGGUCAGGCGUGUCAAUGUGGUCCUGUAUUAAAUACCGAUGCCUAACUGCAAAACAUUGAACUCACAAACAAUGUAUCACUGCACAUUCAGUGACGUGAAAAGACAGUUCAAUGCUUGAAAUGCUUUGUGUUACGUGAAGAGGUAAGAGACCCACCUAUCAUUUUUUGCACUUAGUGUAGCAAAUUCUUUCAAAUUCUCCAAAAACGUAUUGACUCAGACUGAGCAUUAGUCUGCCACACUACUGCUGGAGAGUGUGUCUGGACAGUGUUAUAGGGCAGCAUCCCCCUUAAGUAUCCCUAAGUACUACUUUACCACACCAUCCCACUACCCUUUAGAAUACACAUCCUCAUCACUGUCAUCAAGGCUUUUUCUGACACUAAUAUUUAAAAACUGUACAAAUGGCAUUCAGAUGACUAUAUAUAUUUUUCUAUGUAUUUCUAUAAUGGAUAUAUUCACUGCUUCUUUGUGGGGAUUUUCAUUUCUGAUAUCACUGAAUGUUAUUUCAGUAAUUAUAUGGUGAGUGUGUGUAGAGAAUAUCUGGCUAUAUUUAGGCCUCUUGGGUCCCCCUGUAGAUCAGACCCUGUAAAACACAUGUCAAACUCAUUCCAUGGAGGGCCAAGUGUCUGCAGGUUUUUGCUCCUCCCUUGUACUUGACUGAUCAAUGAAGGUCAUUGAUUAGUUAGGAACUCUCCUCACCUGGUUGUCUAGGUCUUAAUUCGACACAAAUAUGAAGGAAAUAACAAAAACCAGCGCACAGUCGACCCUCCAUGGAAUGAGUUUGACACCCCUGUUGUAAAACAUGCUGGUUAACACAUGGACACGUAGAAAUUCCAAUCCAAUCUUUCCCUAAUUACCCAAUAAGCCCCUGCAGUGAAACAUCACUGCAGUGUUAGAGAGAACAGAACACUGACACCAUCUCUUAUACUGACACUGACAAAGUCACAAGGCAGCUUAUCCUACCCAACUCUGCCUGUGUGUGUGUGUGUGUGUGUGUGUGUGUGUGUG
Messenger RNA from Oncorhynchus gorbuscha (pink salmon), 2332 nucleotides. RefSeq names its product carbohydrate sulfotransferase 8-like. The coding region runs from base 191 to 1219 and encodes 342 amino acids. NCBI's taxonomy places the organism in Eukaryota, Metazoa, Chordata, Actinopteri, Salmoniformes, Salmonidae. The record is from RefSeq and is a predicted model, not a curated record. Gene Ontology annotation, molecular function: sulfotransferase activity. Gene Ontology annotation, biological process: proteoglycan biosynthetic process; carbohydrate biosynthetic process. The transcript is spliced from 3 exons. Gene Ontology annotation, cellular component: membrane.